Messenger RNA from Astyanax mexicanus (Mexican tetra), 3746 nucleotides. It is a transcript of the gene amph, whose product is annotated as amphiphysin. Gene Ontology annotation, cellular component: cytoplasm; plasma membrane; synaptic vesicle. Gene Ontology annotation, biological process: synaptic vesicle endocytosis. The transcript has 26 exons. Gene Ontology annotation, molecular function: phospholipid binding; protein binding. Lineage: Eukaryota; Metazoa; Chordata; Actinopteri; Characiformes; Acestrorhamphidae. The coding region runs from base 56 to 2596 and encodes 846 amino acids. The record is from RefSeq and is a predicted model, not a curated record.
CCUCCAUGUAGGUGCUGAAAUCGCUGGGCUCGCCUCAGUACCAGCAGCAGCAGCCAUGGCUGAAAUAAAGACGGGCAUAUUCGCGAAAAACGUCCAGAAAAGGCUCAGUCGAGCUCAGGAAAAGGUGCUGCAGAAGUUGGGGAAAGCCGAUGAGACGAAAGACGAGCAGUUUGAACAAUGCGUGCUGAACUUCAAGCAACAGGAGUCGGAGGGUUCCAGGCUACAGAGGGAGAUGAAGGCUUAUAUAGCAGCUGUGAAAGCAAUGCAACAGGCCUCCAUGAACCUGACAGAAUCUCUGCACGAAGUCUAUGAGCCCGACUGGCAUGGCAAGGAUGAUGUUAUGUCCAUUGGAAAGAGCUGUGAUGAAUUAUGGGAAGACUUCCAUCAGAAGCUGGUGGACUCCACAAUCAUUGCGCUGGACACAUACUUGGCCCAGUUUCCAGAUAUCAAGAUUCGCGUGGCGAAGCGGAGCAGGAAGUUAAUUGACUAUGACAGUGCCAGGCACCAUCUUGAGACCCUGCAGACUUCCACUGUGAGGAACGAGAAGAAGAUUGCAAAGGCAGAGGAGGACUUGAAAAAGGCCCAGAAGGUGUUUGAUGAUCUGAACGUAGAUCUGCAGGAUGAGCUGCCCACUCUGUGGGAUAGUCGAGUGGGGUUUUAUGUCACAACCUUCAAGAGUGUCAGCAGCCUGGAGUCCAAAUUCCACAGGGAGAUCUCCUUUCUCUGUCACAAGCUGUAUGAGGUGAUGAACAAACUCGCCGAGCAACAUCCAGACAAAAUGUUCACCAUCCAAGGAGCACCAAGUGAUUCAGGCCCCCUGCGCCUGGCCAGAACUCCAACGCCUCCUGAUGAUGAGAGUCCAGAGGAAAGUCCUGCUGUCAGUCCGAACCACACGCUAAGGCCUACUUCACCUGGUCCUCCUCGACCCAAAUCUCCCUCACAGCUCAAAAUGGGACCUCCAAAGCCUCCUCCUCCCAAAGUCACUCCCAGCAAGGAGGUGGCACAGGAGCAAAUCAUCAACCUAUUUGACGGAGGCUUUCCUGAGAUCAGUGUCACCUCGCCUCAGCCGAACGAAAGGCCUGGAGAAUCUCUUCUGGACUUGGACUUUGAUCCAUUCAAACCCGACAGUGAUACACCUAUUGGUCAAAACCAGUCGCCUGCUCAGGCACUACCUUGGGAUCUUUGGGCGGCAAAUACUGAGGCCCAGCCUGCUCCUGAUGCUGGCUUCACUGCCGACUGGACAGCUGACUUUGGCUCUGCUGCUGGAGAUUCAGGAGCUGUUCAGCCUGCGGCCGAUGAACAGGGCUGGCCUCCUGCAGAAGGCUGGUCCACAGAAGCAGUGGCUGAAGAAGCAACAGCCACAGGCGAGGUAUCCAACAAAGCUUUUAAUGGAUUUGCACAGACUGAUGCAUCGGCACCUGCAUUUGCAGCAGACUUUGGUGAAAAAUUGCCUGAGACUGAAGCCCCAGAGGGGGCAGAGGCUGGUACAGAGGCAGCCCCAGAGGGGGAGGUGGCUCCUACCCCAGCCCCAGCCGCUGAGGCUGGUGAGGGGAGUCCCGUCACUACUCCUCCCCCUGCAGAGACCACUCCUCCCCCUGCAGAGACCACUCCUCCCCCUGCAGAGACCACUCCUCCUCCUGCAGAGACCACUCCUCCCCCCACAGAGACCACUCCUGAACCUGCAGAGACUACUCCUGCUGCCAGCCCACCUGCAGAAGAAGCUCCUAGCACAGUGGAGUCUCCUGCGGCUGCUGAAACUGAGGCAGCGGAGCAGACGGAGACAACCCCGACUGAUGUCACAGAGAAAGAGCAAGUCCCGGAGGCUCCGGAAGAAUCUGCUCCAGUGGCAGAGGCAGGAGAGGAGCUGCCCACAGAGGCUUUGGCUACUGAAGAAGACAAAGAGUCUCCUAUUGAAGAGACUCCGACCAUAGAGGCCAAACCGGAGGAUGAGGCUGGCACAGUAGAGGCCAAACCAGAAGAAGAGGCUGGUAAAGUUGAGGCCAAACCAGAGGAGGAGGCUGGUAUAGUAGAAACCAAACCAGAAGAUGAGGCUGGUACAGUUGUGACCAAACCAGAGGAUGAGGCUGGUAACGUAGAGGCCAAACAAGAAGAUGAGGCUGGUAAAGUAGAGCCCAAGCCAGAGGAAAACACUGGUACAGUAGUGGUCAAACCAGCUGAAGAAACCAGUAAGGAAGGUGCAGAAAACAGUGAGGAAAAGAUGCCUAUUCCCUCUGUUGUAAUUGAGCCUGCCUCAAGCAAUGAGGGCGAUGAUGACCGUGACGGUGACAUUGCAUCUCCAACAGCAACCAGUGGUAAUGGGGUGAUACCGGACAGCCAAACAGCCAAAGACAUCCCCUCCUCUGGCAUGCCUUCAGGCUUCAUGUACAAGGUUGAAACAAUGCAUGACUUUGAUGCUGCAAACCCAGAUGAGCUGGAGUUGAAGAGAGGCGACAUUGUUCUUGUCAUUCCUACAGAGCUGGCAGAGGAUCAGGAUGCCGGCUGGCUCACCGGCGUUCGGGAGAGUGACUGGCUGGUGCGCGGCGCCUCGGCUAAGAAGGGACUGUUUCCGGAGAACUUCACUCAGCGCCUGGGCUAAGGCCUUUACAGUAUGCCGGAGAGGGGCAUGCGACAUCCGAGAGCUACAGACAGACCCCCUCACGCGGAGUCUGCCGCCCCGACUGACACCCUGUCAGUCUAAGUGAACAAGACAAAUAGUAUCUAAGAGGACAAUAGAGAAAUCAAACAAAAACGAGCGGACAUAUGACCCCCCUACUAAGAGCUUAAAAAGAAAAUAACAGAGCAUGAUGCGAUAGUACGGUCUACCUUCCUCUCGAACCGAGACCUCUCUGUUUUUGUUCGUUUACCUGUAAGCAGCAGCGAAUUGAUGUGUGCUUUGUUGGAACUGUGGUGACCUCCACAUGUAAUCCCUAUCUGUUUAAAGGAACACUAAAACGAGAGUUCUCCUCUGAAGACAAAAAAAAAAAAGAAUUACCUUAUCUUCUCUGCACCAAGUGUAUUGUAUUGAGUUUGUUGCUCUGCAGCAACUUUUAUCAGAAUUUGUAGUGAUAUGAUCUAUUUAACCGUUCUAAGUGUUACGCAAGACUUCAAUGUUUUCUUUGAGACAUUUCAGACCUAAAUGUUACCUUGCAUCAUUGUUAGUGUUCUCUGUAGAUUUCAUGGCUGGGCGUGGACAGCUGUGGUGACGACGUUUGGCGUAGCUGACAUCGACGAGACUCGCCGUGCUCCUGCCAAAUGAGUUCAGUCCUGAGUAUGUAGAGUUUUGAGCAUGUGAAAUGUUUCAAGAAGAAAAUCUGAGAUGUGGCGUUUGGCAAAUACAGCUUUGCACAAUACUAAAAACCAUUGUUCCCUACUACAGAAACUUCCGUAUAUCCACAGUUCUAGAUACAAGACAGAAAUUAUCCUGUGUACAUGUAUGAACAACAAUAACAACAGUGAAAAAAAAAGAGAAAAUGUUGAAUGCAAUUUUAUGUGUUGAGAAAUUCUAUUUAUUUAACUUUAUAUUUUUUAAGCUGAAGCUCACUGGGAGAGUUUUGGGAUGGGGGAUCUGCAAAAUAUGCAAUAUAUGUCAUUUGGUUUCAAAGGUAACCAUUGUCUUGGUUGUUUGGUUUAGCGGUAAAGGUCACUCCUGUGUUUGUAUCGUUAGUCUUCACUGUAGAGAUUUUUUGUGAUGUACAUAUCCGUGUUAAUUUAUCUAUAAAGUGAAUAAAGAAUACUUCAUAUGGUUA